GCGCUGGCUGCGCCUGCGCCUGUCAUUGCCGGGGUGUUUGUUCCUGCGGAGAAGCCGGCGCCAUGGCGGUUCUCUUGGAGACCACUCUGGGCGACGUGGUCAUCGACUUGUACACCGAAGAGCGUCCUCGUGCUUGCUUGAAUUUUUUGAAGCUGUGCAAAAUAAAAUAUUACAACUACUGCCUCAUUCACAAUGUACAGCGGGACUUUAUCAUACAAACAGGAGAUCCCACAGGGACUGGCCGUGGAGGAGAGUCUAUAUUUGGGCAACUGUAUGGUGAUCAAGCAAGCUUUUUUGAGGCAGAAAAAGUACCAAGGAUUAAGCACAAGAAGAAAGGCACUGUGUCCAUGGUGAACAAUGGCAGUGAUCAACAUGGAUCUCAGUUUCUUAUUACUACAGGAGAAAAUUUAGAUUACCUUGAUGGUGUUCAUACAGUAUUUGGUGAAGUGACAGAAGGCAUGGACAUAGUUAAGAAAAUCAAUGAGACCUUUGUCGACAAGGAUUUUGUACCAUAUCAAGAUAUCAGGAUAAAUCAUACAGUGAUUUUAGAUGACCCCUUUGAUGACCCUCCUGAUUUAUUAAUUCCUGAUCGAUCACCAGAACCUACGAAGGAGCAAUUAGAUAGUGGUCGAAUAGGAGCAGAUGAAGAAAUUGAUGACUUCAAAGGAAGAUCAGCUGAAGAAGUAGAAGAAAUAAAGGCAGAAAAAGAGGCUAAAACUCAAGCUAUUCUUUUAGAGAUGGUGGGAGACCUGCCUGACGCAGAUAUUAAACCCCCGGAGAAUGUGCUGUUUGUGUGUAAACUGAAUCCAGUGACCACAGACGAGGACUUGGAGAUCAUAUUCUCAAGAUUUGGGCCAAUAAGAAGUUGUGAAGUUAUCCGAGAUUGGAAAACAGGAGAGUCCCUCUGUUAUGCUUUUAUUGAAUUUGAAAAGGAAGAAGACUGUGAGAAAGCAUUCUUCAAGAUGGAUAAUGUGCUUAUAGAUGACAGGAGAAUUCACGUGGAUUUUAGCCAGUCUGUUGCAAAGGUUAAAUGGAAAGGAAAAGGUGGGAAAUAUACCAAGAGUGAUUUCAAGGAGUAUGAAAAGGAACAGGAUAAACCAGCCAAUUUGGUUCUAAAAGAAAAAGUAAAGCCCAAGCAAGAUGCAAAAUACGAUCUAAUACUAGAUGAACAGGCAGAAGACUCAAAAUCAAGUCACUCACACACAAGUAAAAAACACAAAAAGAAAACCCGUCACUGCUCUGAAGAAAAAGAAGAUGAAGAUUACAUGCCAAUCAAAAAUCCUAAUCAGGAUAUCUACAGGGAAAUGGGAUUUGGCCAUUAUGAAGAAGAAGAAAGCUGUUGGGAGAAACAGAAGAAUGAAAAGAGAGACCGACGUCAGAACCGCAGUCGUAGCCGGUCUCGAGAAAGGGAUGGCCACUAUAGCAACAGCCACAAACCCAAGUACCAGACAGAUCCUUAUGAGAGGGAAAGGAGCAGAAAGAGGGACCGAAGCAGAAGUCCAAAGAAAUCCAAAGAUAAAGAAAAAUCCAAGUACAGAUGAGCAGAGAGGAGGCAGAUGGAAUGUAGUAGGUCUGCCCGGCCAGACUUGGGGUGUGCAGCCGCUCUCAGUUCCUGCCUGCACAGCCGACUGUGGUCUCCAUGUCAGCAUUGUUGCCUUUCAGGGUACACUGAUGGUGUGGGGCUCUGGAAGAGAGGGGGCAUUUUAUGUAUACUUUUUUAUACAAAUUUUAUUGUUAUGUAUACUUGGUAACGUUCAUAGUUAACAUCUUUCAUAGUUUCAGUCUUUUAAAAAUGAAUCGUUGCAUAUCACAGAAGUCCGCAAACUUGUAUAUAAGACAUACAGCCUUGAAAGUGGAAGUGUUCUGUACCUAGCUGCAGCAUAAGAGAUAAGAGUAUCACUCAGUAUGAAAAUUCCAUGUGAUCCUUCUCCUUGCAGGGGUUAUUCUGAGUUGCAUUUGCCCUGCUGUUAAUUUUGUAUGUUUUUGAAUUUUUAUACAAAUGGCACAAUGUAUAUUUCCUCUGUACUUCCUUUUUCUUGGAGUCCAUUGAUUUUUAUGGUUAUGUAGUUGUGUGAAGGUGAUUCAGUUAAUGGACUUUUAGGUUGUUUGUUAGUUUUCGCUGUCUAAGGAAUGCCACUGUGAACAUUUCAGUUGGGCAUGGCACUGUCUGGCCAUUUGUUUUGCAUUUUGAUGCAUUUAUAGUUAUGGCUGCUCUAAUUUACCUGGUUUGUGAAUUUGUAUGGGGGCAGGGGUAGCCAUGAGAGUAUCAGUCUACCAUACAGCUUGGAGCACAUUUGCUCCACUAUUGUACAUAUUUUUGACCACUAAUAGAAAAAGCUUAAUUACAUCAGAAGCUAGCAUCUUUUCUGGGGAGAUGGCUCAGUUGGUACAGUGCUUCUUCACCAGCAAAGGACUGAGUUCAGAUCUUCACCACAUACCCAAGUGUGCCAGUGCGUGUGAGUAAUCCAGCAUUGUGGGGACAGGAGCGGGUGCAGCUCCGGGUAGUGAGAGAGAAACCUUUUCUCAGUGAGGGCCACUGAGGGAGAGCUUCGCACUGACCUCAUGCCUCCAAAUACUGUCCAUACACACACACACACACACACACACACACACACGAAUAAACAGCUGUCCUGCACACAGAACUGUGGGUGUUGCUCACACAGAUGUUCUAAAACAACUUCUGGAAGAAUGAGCAAGAGACAAGCUGGGAGCAGUGAGGAGUCACCUACUGACAGCUGAGACUCCAUUUAAGAGUUCUGGAGUAUUGGGGUGGGAAAUUGAUGCACCAAACAUUUCAAGGAAAACAUAUCCUUGAUUGCAGGUUGUAAGAAGCUCUUUUUUUCCUGAUGUAUUUAGCAGUAAUUUUAUAUGCUUAUGGGGAUGUAGUAUGUUUGAUAUAUGUUCAUACUCUGAAGCAAGUAAAUCCAUAUUACAAACAGCUA
Rattus rattus (black rat) is the source of this 2942-nucleotide messenger RNA. It is a transcript of the gene Ppil4, whose product is annotated as peptidylprolyl isomerase like 4. Gene Ontology annotation, cellular component: nucleus. Gene Ontology annotation, biological process: protein peptidyl-prolyl isomerization. Gene Ontology annotation, molecular function: peptidyl-prolyl cis-trans isomerase activity; RNA binding. The transcript is spliced from 13 exons. Lineage: Eukaryota; Metazoa; Chordata; Mammalia; Rodentia; Muridae. Bases 63 to 1541 code for a protein of 492 amino acids. The record is from RefSeq and is a predicted model, not a curated record.